AUGUUCUGCUCAGAGCAGGCAUCUCAUCUUCACGCCCAUCAUCAUUAUUAUCGUCAGCAGCUGCAGCAGCAGCAAUACCUGCCAAUUCUCAGUGAACGGUUACUCUCUGCAGGGCCUUUGCCUGGGCCCCGGGACCUGAGCAAUGACAGUAGUAGUAGUGGUGCUGACAGUGCUAGUGGUGGUGGUACUAGUAGUAGAAGCAGUAGUAGUGGUGGUGCUGACAGUGCUAGUUGUGCUGGUAGUAGUAGUAGAAGCAGUAGUAGUGGUGGUGCUGACAGUGCUAGUGGUGGUGGUAGUAGUAGUAGCAGCAGUAGAAGUAGUUGUGGUGCUGACAGUGCUAGUGGUGGUGGUAGUAGUAGUAGCAGCAGCAGUAGUAGUAGUGGUGCUGACAGUGCUUGUGCUGGUGGUAGUAGUAGCAGCAGCAGUAGUAGUACUAGUGGUGCUGAUAGUGCUAGUGGUAGUGGUAGUAUCUAUGCUAGUGGUGGUGGUAGUAGUAGUAGCAGCAGUAGAAGUAGUCGUGGUGCUGACAGUGCUAGUGGUGGUGGUAGUAUUAGUAGCAGCAGCAGUAGUAGUAGUGCUGCUGACAGUGCUUGUGCUGGUGGUAGUAGUAGGAGCAGCAGUAGAAGUAGUAGUGGUUCUGUCAGUGCUAGUGGUGGUGGUAGUAGUAGCAGCAUUAAUAUUAGUAGUGGUGCUGACAGUGCUAGUGGUGGUGGUGGUAGUAGUAGUAGCAGCAGCAGUAUAAGUAGUCGUGGUGCUGACAGUGCUAGUGGUAGUGGUAGUAGUCGUAGCAGCAGUAGUAGUAGUAGUGGUGCUGACAGUGCUAGUGGUGGUGGUAAUAGCAUUAGCAGCAGUAGAAGUAGUAGUGGUACUGACAGUGCUAGUGAUGGCAGUAGUAGUAAUAGCAGCAGUAGUAGUACUAGUGGUGCUGACAUUGCUAGUGGUGGUGGUAGUAGUAGUAGCAGCAGUAGUAGUAGCAGCACCACAGUAGUAGCAGCAGCCACAGAAGCAGCAACGAUAGUUGUUUUUAUGGUUAUAAGAAGAAUGAUCUAA
Kogia breviceps (pygmy sperm whale) is the source of this 1050-nucleotide messenger RNA. NCBI's taxonomy places the organism in Eukaryota, Metazoa, Chordata, Mammalia, Artiodactyla, Physeteridae. The record is from RefSeq and is a predicted model, not a curated record.